Messenger RNA from Henningerozyma blattae CBS 6284, 2328 nucleotides. RefSeq names its product RNA-dependent ATPase HCA4 (gene HCA4). The record is from RefSeq and is a predicted model, not a curated record. NCBI's taxonomy places the organism in Eukaryota, Fungi, Ascomycota, Saccharomycetes, Saccharomycetales, Saccharomycetaceae. Gene Ontology annotation, biological process: rRNA processing. The transcript has a single exon. Gene Ontology annotation, cellular component: nucleus. Gene Ontology annotation, molecular function: nucleic acid binding; ATP binding; RNA helicase activity. The coding region runs from base 1 to 2328 and encodes 775 amino acids.
AUGGCUAAGAAAGAGCAAAAAUCAAAAACCUCUCAACGUAAAGAGCAACGUAAAAGAGAACAAGAUUAUAUUAGAGAGUUGGAAACACGUAUUGAAGAAUAUAACCCAAAAAAUUCGAAUGCAGUAUUUUUUAAAGAUUUACCGAUAAGUAAUGCCACUCUAAGAGGUUUAAAAGAAGCUUCUUUCGUUAAGUUAACUGAAAUUCAAAAAAAUUCAAUUCCUAUCUCAUUAAAAGGAUAUGACGUAUUAGGCGCUGCUAAGACGGGUUCUGGUAAGACAUUAGCGUUCUUGAUUCCUGUCUUAGAAAAACUAUAUAGAGAAAAUUGGACUGAAUUCGAUGGCCUUGGUGCUUUAAUUAUUUCUCCAACAAGAGAGUUGGCAAUUCAAAUUUAUGAAGUUUUAUUAAAAAUUGGUUCACGCACUUCUUUUUCAGCUGGUUUAGUGAUCGGUGGUAAAGAUGUUAAAUUUGAAUCUGAAAGAAUCUCUAGAAUUAAUAUCUUAAUUGGGACACCGGGUAGAAUUUUACAGCACAUGGAUCAAGCUGUUGGUUUAAAUUUAAAUAAUUUACAAAUGCUAGUCUUAGAUGAAGCAGAUAGAUGUUUAGAUAUGGGUUUCAAAAAAACAUUAGAUGCUAUUGUCAAUAACUUACCUAUAUCAAGACAAACUUUAUUAUUUUCAGCAACUCAAUCUCAAUCGUUGGAUGAUUUGGCUAGAUUAUCAUUAACUGAUUAUAAAUCAAUUGGUACUUUGGAUAUUGUUAAGGAAAAUGAAACUGGUGCUUCAGCAACACCUGAAACUUUACAACAAUCUUAUAUUGAUGUACCUUUGCAGGAUAAACUGGAUACCCUUUUCAGUUUUAUAAAGACUCACUUAAAGAAUAAAAUGAUAAUAUUUUUAUCAUCAUCAAAGCAAGUUCAUUUCGUAUAUGAAACUUUUAGAAAAUUACAACCUGGUAUCUCAUUAAUGCAUCUACAUGGUAGACAAAAACAAAAGGCAAGAACUGAAACUUUAGAUAAAUUUAGCCGAGCACAGCAAGUCUGUUUAUUUGCUACUGAUGUUGUUGCAAGAGGUAUCGAUUUCCCAUCUGUUGACUGGGUUGUCCAGGUUGAUUGCCCUGAAGAUGUCGAUACAUAUAUUCAUAGAGUAGGUAGAUGUGCUCGUUAUGGUAAACAAGGUAAAUCUCUAAUUAUGCUAACACCAACUGAAGAGGCUGGGUUCUUAAAGAGAUUAGCCUCCAAAAAAAUUGAGCCAAAAAAAUUGGUAAUUAAGCAAUCUAAGAAAAGAUCAAUUAAACCACAAUUGCAAUCUAUUUUAUUUCAAGAUCCUGAAUUAAAAUAUUUGGGACAAAAAGCCUUUAUUUCUUACGUUAAAUCGAUUUAUAUUCAAAAAGAUAAAGAAGUUUUUAAAUUUGAUGAGUUACCAGUUGAAGAGUAUGCAAAUUCUCUAGGUUUGCCAGGUGCUCCAAAGAUUAAAAUUAAAGGUAUGAAAUCAAUAGAACGUGCAAAACAAAAGAAGAAUGCUUCAAGGUCAUUAAUGGCACUAUCAAAGAUGAAUGAAGAUGGCGAACCUGAAAAUAUUGACAAGUCUACGGAUGAAGCUAAACAAGAAACAAAAGUUAGAACCAAAUAUGACAAGAUGUUUGAACGUAAGAAUCAAACUAUCUUAAGUGAACAUUAUUUAAAUAUUACCAAACAACAGGCUAAUGAUGAUGAAGAUGAUGAUUUCAUGACUAUAAAACGUCAAGACCAUAAAUUGGUAGAGGAAGAGUUACCGGAUUUAAUUGUACCUACUUCCAAAAGAUCUCAAAAGAAGGCCUUAUCAAAGAAAGCGUCAUUAUCAUCAAAGGGAAACGCUACUAAAAUGGUUUUCGAUGAUGAUGGACAAGCCCAUCCAAUUUAUGAAUUAGAGGGUGAAGAAGAAUUUAUUAAUAAAGGUAGUGCUGAGGAUCAAAAGAAGGAAUUUUUAGCCAAAGAAACUGAAGUAAUGAAUGAGGUUGAUAUUGAAGAUAAACAAGUUGCAAAAGAAAAGAAGCAAGAAAAGAAAAGAAAAAGAUUAGAAAUGUUGAGAAAAGAAAUUGAAGAUGAAUAUGCAGAAGAAUAUGGAAUUAAUGAAGAGCCUGAAAAUGAAGCUUUCCUUGGUACUGGUAACUUAAGUGAUGAUAUGGAGAGUGAUUCUGAUGAUGAUUCGCGUACCAAAAAAGAAGUUUCAUAUAAAAGAAAUAAUGAAUCUGAUUACGAAGGUGAGUAUGAUGAUAACAUUAUCGAGAUGGAAGAGCCAAACACUCUGGAAGAUUUAGAAUCUUUGACUGCCAAGCUGAUUGGUAAUUAG